Messenger RNA from Cyprinus carpio (common carp), 2469 nucleotides. Its product is annotated as keratin, type II cytoskeletal 8-like. NCBI's taxonomy places the organism in Eukaryota, Metazoa, Chordata, Actinopteri, Cypriniformes, Cyprinidae. Gene Ontology annotation, biological process: intermediate filament organization; keratinization. Gene Ontology annotation, cellular component: keratin filament. The record is from RefSeq and is a predicted model, not a curated record. Gene Ontology annotation, molecular function: structural constituent of skin epidermis.
GCAGAGAGACACUCAGAGGGACUUUGACUCUCCUUUGUGAGCAACCUCCUCUACUCCUCUCUCAGAGAGCACUCUCGUUCCUCCUUCUCAGCAGCUCAAAGACACAGGCACCAUGACAAGCACCAGGUCUAUCCGCUUCGGCACCAGUGGCUCCAUGAGGAAGUCUGGCUACUCCAGCCAGUCAGCUUAUGCACUUCCUGCAAGCUCUAGCAGGGUCAGCACCGUGACCAGUGUCAGGAGAUCUGGAGUGGGUGCCGGUCCAGGCUUCGGUGCAGGAUUCGGUGCUGGAGGCAGCAACUACAGCUUCAGCAGCAGCAGUAUGAGUGGAGGCUACGGUGGUGGUCUUGGUGGUGGUUUUGGUGGAGGUCUCGGUGAUGGCUUCAUUCAACCUAACAUCACCGCUGUAACCGUCAACCAGAGCCUGUUGGCCCCCCUUAACCUAGAAAUUGACCCCACGAUUCAGGCUGUCCGCACUCAGGAAAAAGAGCAGAUCAAGACCCUCAACAACCGCUUCGCUUCCUUCAUUGACAAAGUGCGUUUCCUGGAACAGCAGAACAAGAUGCUGGAGACCAAAUGGAGUCUCCUCCAGGAACAGACUACCACCCGCUCCAACAUCGAUGCCAUGUUUGAGGCCUACAUUGCUAACCUGCGCAGACAGCUCGAUGGCCUGGGAAAUGAGAAGAUUAAGCUGGAAGGAGAACUGAGGAAUAUGCAGGGCUUGGUUGAGGACUUCAAGAACAAGUACGAAGAUGAGAUAAACAAGCGUGCUUCAGUAGAGAAUGAGUUUGUUCUGCUCAAGAAGGAUGUUGAUGCAGCCUACAUGAACAAGGUUGAGCUUGAGGCCAAGGUUGAUGCUCUUCAGGAUGAGAUCAACUUCCUCAGGGCAGUCUAUGAGGCUGAACUGCGUGAGCUCCAGUCUCAGAUCAAGGACACAUCAGUCAUUGUGGAGAUGGACAACAGCAGAAAUCUGGACAUGGAUGCCAUUGUGGCUGAAGUUCGUGCCCAGUAUGAGGACAUUGCCAACCGCAGCCGUGCUGAAGCAGAGAGCUGGUACAAACAGAAGUUUGAGGAGAUGCAGUCCUCUGCUGGUCAGUACGGUGAGGACCUCCGCUCAACCAAAUCUGAGAUUGCAGAACUCAACCGCAUGAUCGCCCGCCUGCAGAACGAGAUUGAAGCCGUCAAGGGACAGCGUGCCAACUUGGAGGCUCAGAUCGCUGAGGCUGAGGAGCGUGGAGAGCUGGCAGUGAAGGACGCCAAGCUCCGCAUCAAGGAUCUCGAAGAAGCCCUCCAGAGGGCCAAGCAAGACAUGGCCCGCCAGGUGCGUGAGUACCAGGAGCUCAUGAACGUCAAACUGGCCCUCGACAUUGAGAUCGCCACCUACAGAAAGCUGUUAGAAGGAGAGGAGAGCAGACUGUCCAGCGGUGGAGCUUCAGCCACCAUUCACGUGCAGCAGACCUCUGGAGGUCUCUCAUCUGGUUUCUCUGGUAGCGGCUCUGGAUUCGGCUAUGGCGGUGGUUUCAGUAGCGCUUCAGGAUUUGGUGGUGGAUCAGGAUACAGUAGUAGCUCCAUCAGCAAAACCAGUGUCUCCAGUGUCAGCAGUAAACGCUUUUAAGGAGAAUCGUCCCCAACCAAACCUAUCCCAGAAACCUAUCUUCCUUACUUGCAACUAGAUCACUUGAACCUUCUUACAACUCAAACCAUCUAUGGUGCUAUAUUCUAGCCAGACAGCUAUCCCCUGUUAAUGAGGAGAUGAGGACAAUGAUUUCUUAAGCAUACAAUAAGUUUUAGGUUGUUCUGUGCAUUGAUGGUAGUUACCCAUAAACAUGAAUUUGUUUAUUUCUGCACUGAUAUAUAUGGGGAAAGUGAGACUUAAAUGAAAUAUAUACACAUGGAAACCACUGAAGCCAAUUAGACCUGUAACAACAAUUUGAUUUCAGUCUCAUUAGCAUAACCACAAGCAGUACCAUGGUUGCACUGGAUCAGGGAUGUGCUAUACAGGUCCUGAAUAUCCUCGUUGAAUUUUUGUGCUGUUACAAGCUCCCUGCUGUAUUUUUGUUGACUAAUAUCACUUUUGUCAUUAUGCAAUUUUGUUAGUGUUAGUUAACCUAUUUGUUAUUAAUAGUACAAUACUGUCAGCCUGUAACUGAUGACAGUGACUUGUGGGCUUCCAAUGUCCAGUUACCUCACAUUCAAGGGAGAUCUUACAACAACAGAAAGGCACAAUGGAAUUUUUGUAGACCAUCCCUCCUGAACUUUGUGUACUUGCCAAGUUGAGAGCUUUAUUUACUGUGGUGACUGUACUACCUGAUACUUUCCCCUGUAUUCAAACUGCUUCCAGAGCAUAUUUUACAGUCCCUGUUAUAAAUGGAAAAAUGCAACAAAACUGAAACCAUGUUCAACCAGAUUUAUUUUGUAUUGAUUGACUUGACAUCAAUUUAAAAUCUAAAUACAAUAAAUCUGAGACUACAA